UCACAGGCUUGCCACAGAAAAGGAACACAGCUUGGAAUUAAGCUGGAAGUUCUGUCAAACUGCUGAGUAUUGUUAUUUCUUUACAGACAAGUUGGAGUUUGUGCAACAACUGCCAAAGAUGGUCCCUGGGAAAAUACAAAGGAAGAAUCUAAGAAAGGAAGACUGGGGAAGAGCUGAGUUUUGCUGCUGAGCUGCUGGCCAGAAUGUGCUGAACAUGACUGCUUUUCUGCUUUCUGGCAUCCUGUUCCCUAACAGUCUUAAGAGGUGCCGGAGAACCUUCUGAUGAUUGUGCCUUUCUCCAGAAGGAGAUUGGAGAAAUGAAUUCUGUGCUCUCAGGGGAAAUAAUCCCCACCACGGAAUCUGAUGUGUGAUCCUAAUGAAGGGCCACAGCUGCUCAAAGAACUAGAAAGAAGCCAGAAGGCAGUACUCACCAAUUAAGUACUAGGCAAGAUACAUGAGGAGGAGUUGAAAGAAGUCUCACCUGAUCACAAAUAACACCUCCAGACUGAAGAAGUAGCUUCUUUCUGCAAGAACAUCUUCUAGGUCUGAGUCUGCAAUCACUGGCUCAGAUCUAAGGGAAAAAUAAACCAGCUGCCGUUUCCACAAAGAUGUCACUGAUUAACCUGUUGCAGUCCUCAUGGAGCACCCACACACUCCGCAGAUUAUUCCACCAGUAUCACAAGACUUUUGCACCUUUGAAUUUCUCAUAUUAUGAAGCUGUCAGUCGUUGUGAACAGGAAGUACCAGAGUACUUUAAUUUUGCAAGUGAUGUGCUGGACAAGUGGUCUCAAAUCGAAAAGGAACGAAAAGGACCAUCAAAUCCAGCUCUAUGGUGGAUAAAUGGAAAAGGAGAUGAAAUUAAAUGGAGCUUUGAGGAGCUGGGCUUCCUGUCCCAAAAAGUGGCCAACGUGCUCUCUGGGCCAUGCAGUCUGGAAAGAGGAGACCGAGUUUUAGUGAUUCUCCCCCGAAUCCCAGAGUGGUGGCUGCUGAGCGUGGCUUGUAUGCGAACAGGUGUUAUCAUCAUCCCAGGGACCACACAACUGACAGCACAAGACAUCUGCUAUAGACUGCUGGCUUCCAAGGCUAAGUGCAUUAUUACAACUGAUGUGCUUGCUCCUGUGGUGGACUCAGUUGCAUCCAAAUCUCAGUUUCUGAAAACAAAGCUAAUUGUAUCUGAAAGCAGAAGGGCUGAGUGGCUGAACUUCAGUGAUUUGCUCAAGGCUGCCUCUGCUAUCCAUAACUGUGUGAAGACAAAAACCCAGGAUCCCAUGGCAAUCUAUUUUACCAGUGGUACUACAGGCUCACCCAAAAUGGUUGAACAUUCCUAUGGAAGCUUUGGUCUGGGUUUUUUUCUCUUAGGAAGCUACUGGAUGAAUUUGACUCCCUCAGACAUCUUGUGGAACAUGUCAGACACUGCUUGGGUAAAGGCAGCUGCUGGGAGCGUUUUCGGGCCAUGGUUCCAGGGCUCAUGUGUUUUCAUACAUGCCAUGCCACAGUUUGAUGCAAGAGAAACCUUAAAUACCUUGUGCAGAUACCCAGUGACCACUCUGUGCAGUGCACCAACUGCCUACCGCGUGCUGGUACAGCACGACCUCACCAGGUAUGCGUUCAAGACACUGAAGCACUGUUUGACUGCAGGUGAACCACUCAACCCAGAUGUGAUGGCACAGUGGAAAAGCCAAACAGGACUGAAUAUCUAUGAAGGCUACGGCCAAACCGAAAUUGGAAUGGUAUGUGCCAAUACAAAAGGAAUGAAAAUUAAGCCAGGUUCCUUGGGAAAGGCAGCUCCCCACUAUGAUAUUUCGAUUGUAGAUGAAAAUGGCAGUGUUCUGCCUCCUGGGAAAGAAGGAGACAUUGCUGUCAAAGUAGAUGCCAAGUGGCCAUUUACUUUUUUCACUCGAUACGUGGACGAUCCAGUGAAAACUGCUUCCACAAUCCGUGGGAACUUCUACAUCACUGGAGACAGAGGGAGCAUGGAUGAGGAUGGAUACAUAUGGUUUAUGGGGAGAUCUGAUGAUAUCAUCAUCUCCUCUGGGUACCGUAUUGGACCAUUUGAAAUAGAGAGUGCCCUGAUAGAGCACCCAGCUGUUGCUGAGUCAGCUGUGGUCAGCAGCCCAGAUCCCACCAGAGGGGAGGUGGUAAAAGCUUUUGUGGUCUUAUCUCCUCCCUUUAAGUCACAAGAUCCAAAGAAACUGGCCCGUGAAUUGCAAGAUUAUGUCAGGAAAGUCACUGCUCCAUACAAGUACCCCAGGAAGAUUGAAUUUGUCCAGCAGCUGCCAAAGACAAUCACUGGGAAAAUCAGGCGGAAUGAACUGAGGAACAAGGAAUGGAGAAAGACUUAAUUUUGAUAAGCAAUCUAAAAAGGCCUAUCCCUAUCAAUUUCAUUCAUAAUGGAGCUCUUCUAACAACUGUUAAGCACCAACACAGGAUUAUAUUUCACCCACUGAGCAGUGACUGUGUAAGAAUGCACAAGUAUAAAAAUUCCCAACUAUGUUUUUUUACAUCCUUGUGUUCUUGCUUAAACAAAAAUCAAGCCUACCUUGGCAAGGCAGAUGCAAACACAACUUCCAGCCACCUAGCACUUUUCAGAAUCACAGUACAAGUAGAAGUGAUUCCAAAUGAAGGAGUAGUGUGUUCAUUCUUUUGAGACCAGAUAAUUUAAUUCACAAGAGGCUUACUAACAAGGAGAUCAUGAUAGUAUACAAUGAAGUUCCCAGAAAUGGCCACAGAUCUUGCACGCAUCCAAAUUAAGCACCCUGCUUGUAUGAAUAUAAAUAAAUUUAGGAAUUAAUGUGUUAACAGUGAAUGUUCAGUAAGGGCAAGUUAUAAAAACAAGAAGGAUGGCAUCUUUUAAGACUGCAGCACAGGCAUCAUGUAAAUGUCACACAGACACAGGCUUGACAAACAGCAGCUAUUCAGCAGCUUCUUCUGAAGAACUGUCGGUCCUGUAGACACAUAUGAAUGAGAAGGGUAAAAAAAAACAACCAAACCAAAACCCAACAAUCAAAAAACUACAAACUAUCCAUGAGCCUAUCCUUGUCCUUAGUAAGUAAGGUAAGCAGGCUGUUUUGAAUCAUGAUCAUCAACAUGAGCCACCAAUAAACAUUCACAGUUGACCUUCA
This is a messenger RNA of Pezoporus occidentalis (night parrot), 3122 nucleotides long. RefSeq names its product acyl-coenzyme A synthetase ACSM4, mitochondrial-like. Gene Ontology annotation, biological process: fatty acid biosynthetic process; acyl-CoA metabolic process. Gene Ontology annotation, molecular function: fatty acid ligase activity; fatty-acyl-CoA synthase activity. The transcript is spliced from 16 exons. The record is from RefSeq and is a predicted model, not a curated record. The coding region runs from base 609 to 2342 and encodes 577 amino acids. Gene Ontology annotation, cellular component: mitochondrial matrix. NCBI's taxonomy places the organism in Eukaryota, Metazoa, Chordata, Aves, Psittaciformes, Psittacidae.